Diatraea saccharalis (sugarcane borer) is the source of this 914-nucleotide messenger RNA. NCBI's taxonomy places the organism in Eukaryota, Metazoa, Arthropoda, Insecta, Lepidoptera, Crambidae. The record is from the annotation of a GenBank genome assembly.
AGUUUACUAAAUUGUAGUGUACAUAAGGUGGGCCGAAAAAACGUUUUUUUUUUAAUUUGAUUUGUAAUAGUGAAAAUUAGUUGAAAAUUAGUUUAGCAACCUAUGUGACCAAAGUAUAUGCUCCGUGGUUUGACAUUAAAAGGCACCCAAGUUGAAAAGAUGGAGGAAGGCACUUAUGGGCGUUUAUAUCAAGGUCUCGUUACUUAUCUAAGACUAUUUCAGGUUCCUGCAAUAAAAAUAAUUGCAACAUUUUAUUACAACCUUAUUAACUGGCAAAACAAAGUUACAGAACCACCUCUCCUGAUGCAAAUCUCGAUCGAAAAACUACAAGCUUUUAUUGCUCGAGUAGAUGACAAUAAAAAGAUAUUUUUCGUUCUCUUCUCUCUUCUCUUCUCUUCAGGAACUCUGUACUCAAAAACAGCUCGGGAGGGUUUCAUCAAACUAAGAUUGAGUCUCGUAAACUUAUGCCAAGGAUUUUUGUGUAAAGUAAGAGAUAUUUGUUAUAUAAAAAAUAAAAAAAUUAUGCUUAUUUCUUAAUAAAUAAUUAAUACAUAGCUUGAAUAUAAAUUUUUGUUAUUUAUAUUUAUCUUCCAAUAAAACAGUGAAAUUUGAAAAAGUUUUAAGGAUACAUGAAAAUUAUAUUUUUCAAAAUUUCAAGGUCAAUCCGGAGGCAGACGAUGAUAUCCAAUAGUUUUUAAGAUAAAACACAUUUUUAUUGCUAUUACUUUCCAAAAGAAAAACUUUUUUUUUCUUCAUACAUGAGUGACCCACCCUAAGUACAAUCAAUUUUUGUCGUUUUAUUCAUAGACUAUUUCGAAAAGUGUAAAUUAUAAAUUGGGACCAAAAGCUUUUUUAAUCAAGAUGUUUCAUAAAACUUAAUAUCUAACAGCCAUUUUAAAGUUCGUGUAACUUUA